GAGCAAUUUACCUUUCCCGGAAACUGCAGGGUGGACUUUUCUUAUGUUUUUCUUCUUGCUACUCUUCAGUAAAAGUCACAAAUGUCAAAUUUACAACUAAUAAUUGUCCUGUUAAUAGAGUUAUGUCAUGUCAUUUUACUGCUUGUUUUAUUAAUGCUGUAGAAGUAUUAGGUGACUUCUACAGUAGGUUGUUUUUGGAGGAUUUUAUUGAAAAACAUCAAAUUGAAAAUGUAAAAACAUGCCACACGCUUUAGAUAUUUGUAGAAACUUCUUUCUUUUGUUGGCUUAUCAUGUCAAAUCCCAACAAAACACAUCAAGGUUUAUAGAUAGAAUUUGGAGAAAUAUCAAAAGGUUUUGCAAAAAUGUUAGAUUUAUGAGGAGAAGUCAUUUCUCUUCUUUCACAAGCAUUUCCUCUGCCCUGGUUUGCUUACCAGUUUAGAACCAACUCAAAUAAUACGACAAAUUGAGUUUUGGGUUUGAAAAUAUGAACUUAAUCUGAAUAUUUCAAGCUAUUUCUGCAGAUUGUGGGAGCCAGCUGUUCAGGGAGGAGUUUCAGAGUGUUGGGGAAACUUUCUGUCAUCACAUCUCAGGUCUCCCCCUUUGGCCUGUUCACUGGGAGGGUCUGUGAGCGGUUUAUGUCUGAGCUGCCAUUCAGCGGAUGCUCAGUGGGCCCCGAUCAGCGUGGAUUUAACUCCUGAGCGGCUGGCUAACAGGUGGCGUUCAGGGGAAACAGUGGAGGUCUCUGCUGAAGGGAAACAGCAGCAUGUCGGGGAUCCAGACGUGGUCACUUCUCCUGGUUCUCUGUGCUGGCAGCUUGGAGGCUUGGUGGUUUUCCAAACAACCCCAACCUACAACAGGAAGCCCAACUACAGAAGGAGCCACCACUCCCAGUGGGGCGUUGGAGACGGAAGGGGCGGAGGAUGGCAAAUUAUCGCAGGUUGGGGAGGAAAUCCUUAAAGUGGCAACUGGAAUACGUAAGGUUGUCGACGACUGGGAUGCGACUACAACCGCCUGGACUACCAGUGGAGGCCUGACAGGGACGGUGGAGGCAGCAAAGCCCAACAUUACAGAUGAAAAAGAAAAAAGCGAUGUCUUUUUGCACCAGCUGGUUGGAGAUCCUCCACCGGAUUCAAUAGCCAAAGUUACAGUGGCCAGAGGAACUGCCUACAGGUUUACCUCAGCGUCGUCAUCAGGACAACUGGCCAAGGACUUUGUCCCCAGUCCUUUCUACAGGGACUUCACCAUCAUUUUCCACCUCAAAGCUUCCUCUCCUGCUGCAUCCGUCCUCUUCUCCAUCACAGACAGCGCCCAGAAACUCAUGUACAUCGGUGUGAAGCUCACUGCAGUGCAGUCUGACCGUCAACAGAUCCAGUUCUUCUACACUGACCCCGAUUCUGAGUCUUCGUAUGAGGCAGCCAGCUUUUACGUUCCAAGGCUUGAUGUCCACUGGAACGUUUUAGCUCUGUCUGUGCAUGACGAGCAGGUCAGUUUCUACUCAGAUUGUGACAGGGAUCCAGAAGUGCUGAGGUUUGAGCGCUCGCCCGAUCCGAUGGACCUGGACGCAGGAAGUAUGAUCUUUGUGGGUCAAGCAGGAAGAGCUGAUCCAGACAAGUUUAAGGGUGACAUUGGAGAGCUAAGACUUGUGGGAAACCCUCAGGCAUUUCAGGGUUUCUGUGACUAUGAGGAUUACCCUGAUGAAGGUUCUGGUGAUGGUGGCAACAAAGAAGCUGACAGGAGACGGAAAGACAACACUAAAACGACCACUUUUCCACCCCUCCGUCCAGUACCUGUACCCCCGAUUUCAUCCCAAUCAGGAGGCAGAAGAGGAACCUCAGGUGAGAAGGGCGACAGAGGAGAGAAAGGCCUGAAAGGGGACAGAGGCCCUGCAGGGCCAAAGGGGGAUUCAGGCAGCAGCUCAGGCUCAAGUUUUUCCUCUCAGGGUAGUGUGCAAGGAGACAAAGGAGAAAAAGGUAAAAAGGGUGAUACUGGUUUUAGAUACCCUGGCAAAAAGGGUGAACGUGGCGUUCAGGGGCCUCCAGGUCCUCCCGGUCCUCCAGGCCCUGCGGCUGAGGUUAUUCGACUCGGCGACGGCUCUGUUGUGCAGCCGUUGGCUGGUCCAGCUGGACCACCCGGGCCACCAGGGCUGGAUGGGGCUGAAGGACCUCAAGGGGCUGAUGGACAGCCUGGUGAUCCAGGAGAGGAUGGAAAAGCUGGUCCUGCUGGACCGCAGGGUAUUCCAGGAAUUCCAGGAGCAGCUGGUAUGAAAGGCCAAAAGGGUGAACCUGGAGAGGGUUCCCCUGGACCAAGAGGUCCCCCAGGUCUUCCAGGACCUCCAGGACCUGGCACUGGUGAUCGUCCAACAUUUGUUGACAUGGAGGGUUCAGGAUUCCCAGACCUGGAAACUUUCCGGGGUGCACCUGGUCCUCCUGGACCUCCUGGUCCGCCCGGCCGUCCUGGGACACCUGGUACUUCAGUAGCCAUCGGACCUGAUGGUCCAGUAGCCUUUGGACCUCCUGGGCCGCCUGGACAAGACGGAGUGCCUGGCCUACCAGGCCCACCUGGACCUCCUGGCCUCCCUGGUAGACCCGGGUUCAGAGGAGAAAAGGGUGACGGUGGUGACCUUGGCCUUCCAGGUCCAGCUGGGGAAAAGCAAGACACAACGGACUCCAACCCUUUCAAUUACCUCUUCUCUUUCUUUGCUCCGUCCUCUACGGGUGGUCAGGGCGAUGCGGGAAGGACGGGUACACCUGGACAGUCUGGUUUGGCAGGACUUCCAGGUCCCAUGGGACCAGUCGGGCCUCCAGGGCCUCCUGGACCACCGGGGCCACCGUACCUUGCUGGCAGUGGGAACCAAAAUGAGGUCCUAAAUGCCCUGCCUGGCCUCAGAGGUCCACCUGGACCACAGGGUCCACCUGGCAUUGCUGGUCUGCCUGGUAAGCCAGGUUUUCCAGGGGACCACGGAGCUAAAGGAGCAGAGGGACCAAGGGGACCUCCUGGGAUUCCAGGCAUUGAUGGAUAUCCUGGAACACCAGGUAAACAGGGAGAGAAAGGAGACAAGGGAGAGACGGGUCGUCCAGGUCGAGAUGGUGGACCACCUGGGCCACCCGGACCGCCUGGACAACCAGGACAGAUUCUCUACCAGCAAGGGUCAACAGAUUUUAACGAGGUUUAUUGGAACGAUUUGGGACAGAGCGGAUCAGGGCGCGCAGGAUUCCCAGGACCAGCGGGGCCCAAAGGAGACAAAGGGGACGCUGGUGCUCCAGGAUAUGCUCCUAAGGGACAGAAAGGAGAGCCUGGCAUUAUCAUGGGACCUGAUGGGAGACCGUCAUAUCUGGGAGGCCUGACAGGACAGCCGGGUGAGAGAGGAAGUCCUGGCCCAGUGGGACCUCCUGGUCCCCGGGGUCCUUCUGGACCAAAAGGAGAGAUUGGUAUCCCUGGGAGAUCAGGUCGACCAGGAUUAAACGGGGUCAAAGGAGAGAAGGGAGACUCUGGCGGUGGGUCUGGAUACGGUUACCCUGGCACCCCAGGACCUCCGGGGCCCCCCGGACCUCCUGGACCUCCAGGCGGGUAUGACAAGUACUCAAGGAAUUACGCAGUUAAAGGAGAGAAAGGCGAUCCCGGACCACCAGGAAUACUUGAAAUUCAAGGUCUGGGAACAGGCUUUGACUUUUACACUUUAAAGAAUGAGUUGAAAGGUGAAGUGGGUUUGAAAGGAGAGAAAGGAGAACCAGGCGGCGGUUAUUAUGACCCCCGGUACGGAGGCGGAGCUGGCUCACCAGGACGGCCUGGACCACAAGGUCCGAAAGGAGAAUCGGUUGUUGGUCCACCGGGCCCUCAGGGGCCUCCUGGAGCCCCAGGAAGAGGUUAUGACGGUCGACCUGGACCACCAGGGCCACCCGGACCUCCAGGUCCAGCCUUAUCUGGGCCCUAUGGAGGAACACAGACUAUCAGUAUUCCUGGACCCCCAGGACCUCCUGGAGCUCCAGGUCUUCCAGGACUCUCCUCAGGAGUGACAGUCUUUAGGUCUUACGACACCAUGGCGGCCACAGCUAGAAGGCAGCCUGAAGGAUCUCUGGUGUACGUUAUCGACCAAACGGAUCUCUACGUACGAGUCCGGGAUGGAGUCCGACAAGUUCAGCUUGGGAACUACAUUUCUUUACCAAGUGAAUCGGGCGUUGCAGUCGAGGCGUCGCGCCCCGUCAUCCAGUCCCCAUCACAGUCAAACCCAGACUCUGAUCCCCGGUACCGACCUGACUCUCGGUACCAGACAGAUCUGGUUUACCCACAGCCAUCAAAUCCCAGAUACCCGAGUUACACGGACCGCUUCAACCAGCCGGACGGUCGGUAUUUGGACCCCCGCUACCCGGUCACCCGUCCUCAGAGACCGCCGCCUCCGGUUCCCCAGGCUCCCAUCCACAGACACACCUCAGGACCAGCGCUCCACCUGAUUGCGCUGAACAGCCCUCAGAAGGGCGGCAUGCGAGGCAUCUCCGGCGCAGACUUCCUGUGCUUCACCCAGGCCCAGGCCAUCGGGAUGAAGGGAACUUUCCGAGCCUUCCUGUCCUCCAAACUGGAAGAUCUCAACAGCAUCGUUUACAGCUCCAACAGGGAAAACGUGCCAAUAGUCAACCUGAAGGAUGAGGUUCUGUUCGACAACUGGAACCGCAUUUUCAGCGACGGCAGAAUGAGGGACAAUGUUUCGAUCUACUCCUUCGACGGCAAAGAUGUUCUCCAAGACGACACAUGGCCAGAGAAGAUGAUGUGGCACGGGUCGACAAGCAGGGGUCAGCGGGACGUCAACAACUACUGCGAGGCGUGGCGCGUCGGGGAACGGGCGCUGACGGGCAUGGCUUCGCCGCUGCAGAGCCGCAGCCUGUUGCAGCAGAGCUCCAGCAGCUGCUCCAGCUCCUACGUCGUGCUGUGUGUCGAGAACAGCUACAUCCGUGACAGCAGGCAAAGAUAGAUCUAGUCUAAGCUUUAAUUUGUCCGUACACCGUUUGUGUUGCAUUGUAUAUAUGUUUUUAUCAUGAAAUAUCACUUUAUGUUUGUUUAGCCUGGAUUUAUGGUGCUAGAGAGAAUCAUCCUACACAUCUGGUUAAACUCAGGUGACUCAGUCUUAUGUUGGAGGAAUAUCAUUGUUUUCUUGCUUACCUUGGGUUUCAAACUGCUUCACUACUCUAAAGUUAAGGCAGGCCAGGAAUUAAUCUUCCUUUAUUGUAGUUCAUUCAUCCAUCCUUCCUUUGUUCUCCAACUUUCUGAGAUUAAGUUACAUGGGUAACAAGUUCAGGAGGGAAACCUGUUCCAAGUGAUUCUCUGCAGCUAUGUUAGGAGAUUCCAGGACAUUUGGAAGGUAAUGCACUCCUCCAAGUGGAUUCUGGGUGUCUUCACGUAUCUCCUCAGUGCAAAAUGCCUGGAGAAAACUCUAAAGACCAUCCAAUGAAGCAUCCAAAGCACCUCGAUUUACUUCAAUGUGGAAGAGCAGUGGCUCUACCAGUAGAGCUACUAGUGGCUUGAAGAUGCAAACAGAAUCAUAUAGUCUGCAAAAACCAAAGAUGAGUUCCUGAGGUUCUCAAGCAAGCUGCAACUACACCUUGGUCUUCUCUAGGUUUAUCCUAGAGAAGACCAACUUUGUGCCUAGAAUGCAAACAGCGAUCGUAAGUCUUGGAUUGGAUCUUCAAGGACUGGAUACUCCAACAAAAUUCAUUGGGGAACAAGGUCGUAACCUUUCUCCACAUCCACAAAAUCAAUUUGGAUUGGAUAAUUAAUGGUGAACACCUCAUUACGGUGCUCUUCCUGAAUAUAAUGGUCCAACAACUGGUCUGGAUCAUUCCCUCCAACACCCAGAAAGACAGUUUUCCAAAAAGGCCCAGAGGAGUGACUCCCCCAUAAUCCCCUUUCUUAAAGAUUGUAACUACCACCUUCUGUCUGCCCUAAUUGGAACAUUACAGUAAUGAUGAACAAGUUGCCAGAAACUCUUAAGUUAUCCUGGUUGUUUGGAGGAGAAACAUUUUCCGUUUUUUUUUGCCAUAUGAAGACUAAGACAUCUGCUUUGCUCCAAUGCUAUGUUCACUUGUCUUUUCCAUGUUGGAGAGUGGCAUAGAAGAAUGGGCUUUCAAAUUAAAAGUUGGAUUUUUCAAUUUCUCCAGGAAGUGAUGAUGCUACUGUAAUAAAGAGGCUUUUUACACAUUUUUAUCUGGUCUUAGGGACCAUAGCCGCCCGCUAAAAAUGCUUAUAACUGACUAUUUUAAUAGUUCUAACAAAAAUAUUCUUCAAUAUGCAUUAUUAUGCAGUGUGGAAACCGUCUUAGCGCUACCACAGAAGCUAACAUCUACAGUCUAUUUUAUCUCUGCUUUUGGGUGUUCAGCCAAUCAGCUGCAAGGAAAAUAAAUCAGCUGGGGAAGGCAUUUCAGCUUCCCCAGCUGCCUUUUCUUUUAAUUUUUUUUAGAUAUGCUCAACCAAAAAUAUGCAAAUAACUUGGAAUCACAUUCCACAGAAAAACAGGUGAGUAGGCGUGUAAAUCCAGUAAACCCAACUGACUGAACAAACCAAAGAUUAGAUGAUUCUUCUCUGUGAAAUGUAUAUUUUUCACUUCUGUACACUGACUGCAGCCCAUGGCACAUGAGUAUUAUCCAUUUAUCACUUUGCUACAAGAUGGAGAAUAUUUUAAAACUAUAUUUUAUAUCAAUAACAAAGGGAUAUUUAUUAGGUUUUUUAUUUUUUUUAAAUCAACUGCUUUUUUUACUCCGACUGUAACGUAUGAUGUGAUUUGCUUUCAAAGUUUGGGAGCACAGAUAUAAAAUGUAUGAACAGAUACAUAAGGAUUCAGCCAUUAACCUGCUGUGCACUGUUUUUAUUAUAACUUCAGCUGGAGAUUGUUUCUCUGUCAUCCUGGAAAGAGAUGUCAUGGUUGAAUAAACUUGUGUGG
This is a messenger RNA of Poecilia latipinna (sailfin molly), 6925 nucleotides long. RefSeq names its product collagen alpha-1(XVIII) chain-like. NCBI's taxonomy places the organism in Eukaryota, Metazoa, Chordata, Actinopteri, Cyprinodontiformes, Poeciliidae. Gene Ontology annotation, molecular function: extracellular matrix structural constituent conferring tensile strength. Gene Ontology annotation, biological process: extracellular matrix organization. Bases 764 to 4963 code for a protein of 1399 amino acids. The record is from RefSeq and is a predicted model, not a curated record. The transcript is spliced from 42 exons.